UACUGUCGCGUCUGGAGCGCGCGGCUCCAUCCUGUCCAGCAGCUCCGUUGCCUACGUCACCACAUUCCACCGAAUGCGAUGGAACAGCGUGUAAAAGCGUAAAGGUGGUCUCCGAAAACACUGCCAGAAACUUAUGCAAGAUGAGGGAAGCGGCCGUUCUGCUCACAACAUGUGUGGUUCUGUGUCUCCUUCUGAGCUUCAGCCAGGCAGCCAGACAAGGACAGGACAUCAGAUGUGGAGCUUGCAGGGCUCUGGUAGAUGAGAUGGAGUGGGCCAUCUCCCAAAUAGAUCCAAAGAAAAUGAUCCAGACGGGAUCCUUCAGGAUCAACCCGGACGGCAGCCAGUCCAUCAGAGAGGUUCCUCUGGCUCGCUCAGAGGGAAACCUCCUUGAGCUGAUGGAGAAUGUGUGUGAGAGGAUGGAGGACUACGGCGAGCACACAGAUUCUUCGACAAACAGGAAGUCCUAUAUUAGGAUAAAAUCUCGGAGCGGCGCGGCCAUGGACCUCUCAGAGGCCACCCUGGAUUCAAGAGUUACAGGCAGUUUAAAAUUUGCAUGUGAAACAAUUGUUGAGCAGCAUGAAGAUGAAGUCAUUGAAUUCUUCGCUCACGAGACAGAUAAUGUCAAAGACAAACUCUGUAGCAAGAGGACAGACCUCUGUGACCACGCUCUGAAAUUGCAGCACGACGAACUUUGAUAUCAUCCUGCCAUGGCUGCCGUCUCUCCUCAGCUGAAAUGGAGACGUUGGGUGAUGUUUUCAGUUGUCUCUUAUCACCGGUUUACGCCAUGGCAGUGGUGGAAGAUGUACACACAUUUAUAUGUAAGAUAAUAGAAAAUCGACCUGAAAAUAAAAGUGUUAUUUCUGUGAUCUGGGACAAUUUAAGGACCAGUUUGCCAUUUUUUAGCCGUAUCUCUUUGGACCAUCUUGUCACUUCUUUAUAUACUGUAAGUUAUUAUACUUUUCAAUAAUCUGUGUUUCAUAUGGAGGCUCUUGUCUUGCCUUCAAAUGCUCUUCAUCAGAUAAAACUGAAACUGUGAAACUGCAAAAAUUAAGUUAUACUUCCCAGUACGUAUUGAAUUAUUUACAGGACUAAUUGUGUAUAUAGAUUAAGCGUCGUAAUUUAAGACACAAGUACACAGAGAUCAGGUUGAAAUUUGGUCAAGUGGUCCCUAAGUCAAUAUUAAUUUACAUUGAUAAAGUCCUUACUAAAGUCAGGAAAAAGUGCAUUAGUGUUUUUUAUUCACCCAUACUGCCCGCUCAUCAAUGAACGUGUCAUUUGAUGCCAAAUUAUAUUUUCAGUUCUAGCUUUAGUUUUUAAUGCUUACCAGUUUUUAUGGAGCUGUCCAAGAUCACAGCAUCACAGCAUCACAGGAAUAACUUGUUUUGGUUGAAUAUUCCAUUUGAAAAAACUGAAAAGUUGUAGACACAUUAUGUAAGGUGAUACAUUAAGAUGAUUUGAGUGGCUAGCUAUGUAAUGUCACACUCUUCAAAGAUUGAUCACCAUUAGCCCCAUAAGAAUUGUUACUGUUGAUGUGAAAUUUAUAUUACAGUUAAGAAAACCUAUAAAAUGUUGCUGUUUUUGGUGGGUGGGUUGAUGUUGGAAAUGUCCUCAUGAACUGAUCAAACAUUUUUCACCCAAGAAACUGGCAAUUGAAAAUCAGAUGCAAGUUGCAGCAAACUCAACAACAAAAAAAAUUAGGGAAGGAAGUAAAAUUCUGCUUUGUGUGUAAUUAGGACUUUAUGCUUCUUUGUAGCCAAUACAUUUUAAAACACACCCAAGGAUGAAAUGUAAUGUAAUAGUUUAUAGCUUCAGGAGCAGGCAAAGGACACCCCUUCUUUCCAUUAAUCACUACAGAAAUCAGCUGCAAUCGCCAUGAAUUAUGAUAGUUAAAGCAUUUUGUUAUUACUUUGAAUCAUCAAGACUAAAGUUCUGUUUUCUUCAGCCUAGUAAAACUGAACUCCAGUGUAAGCCCACCAGAGUGUGCUGUAGUCCACAAGCUGAUUGUUGAGUUAAAGAAUCAUACUCCGUUAGAAAGUCUUCAUGCUGUACUGUCAAUGUAGAUUAAAAGUAUUUUGGUAUAUAUAUAUAUAUAUAUUUUAAAUUAACUUGCUGUCUGAUUUGAACAUUCUGAUAUUUCCUUUUUAUAUAUAAAUUUUGUAAGUUCUCUGCAUCUGUUUUGUCUUUAAUCAAUGGAAAUAUAUUUGACACGAGUUUACCUUCUAAAUUCUAAACUAUCAUAAAUCGGUUAAUUCACUAAAAUAUUUCUCUUGCUCCAUAGAUUGAUUUAAAUAGAUAUCAUCCAAAUUAUUAUAAAAAGCAAAAGUUCUGGUAACAGUCUGAUAAUAAACAUUUAAAAUGUUUACAUACUGUAGGCAGUUUGUUGCUGUUUCAUGUGUUGUGGCAAUGUAUUGUUAGACAUAUUUCUUUGAGAAUGAUUAGUAUCACUGUUUUAAUGCAUAAAUGGAAGGAACUGACAUUA
This is a messenger RNA of Perca fluviatilis (European perch), 2479 nucleotides long. RefSeq names its product canopy FGF signaling regulator 2 (gene cnpy2). The coding region runs from base 141 to 695 and encodes 184 amino acids. The record is from RefSeq and is a predicted model, not a curated record. Gene Ontology annotation, cellular component: endoplasmic reticulum. Lineage: Eukaryota; Metazoa; Chordata; Actinopteri; Perciformes; Percidae. The transcript is spliced from 6 exons.